Chrysochloris asiatica (Cape golden mole) is the source of this 2396-nucleotide messenger RNA. It is a transcript of the gene SCIN, whose product is annotated as scinderin. The record is from RefSeq and is a predicted model, not a curated record. Lineage: Eukaryota; Metazoa; Chordata; Mammalia; Afrosoricida; Chrysochloridae. The coding region runs from base 158 to 2305 and encodes 715 amino acids. The transcript has 16 exons. Gene Ontology annotation, molecular function: phosphatidylinositol-4,5-bisphosphate binding; actin filament binding. Gene Ontology annotation, biological process: actin polymerization or depolymerization; actin filament severing; barbed-end actin filament capping. Gene Ontology annotation, cellular component: actin cytoskeleton; cytoplasm.
AGGCCCUCCCGUUUCGGGGCCCCGCCUCUCCGGAGGGAGAACACUAUAAAGUCUUUGCGAACCGGGUCCCUCCAGCCGGUGUCGGUUUAGUCCAACUCUGGGGUUAGAGGUUCCGAGCCUUGAGUCCGCGCCCCCGGGAGCAUCGGGUGCAAGAGACAUGGCCCACGAGCUGUACCACCACGCGUUCGCCGAGGCGGGCAAGCAAGCGGGGCUCCAAGUCUGGAGGAUCGAGAAGCUAGAGCUGGUGCCGGUGCCCCAAAGCGCCUACGGCAACUUCUACGUCGGGGAUGCCUACUUGGUGCUGCACACUAUCCAGGCGAGACGAGGCUUCUCCUAUCGCCUGCACUUCUGGUUGGGAAAGGAGUGUACCCAGGAUGAAAGUACAGCAGCUGCCAUCUUCACUGUUCAAAUGGACGACUAUUUGGGUGGCAAGCCAGUACAGAACAGAGAACUGCAAGGCUAUGAGUCUACUGAUUUUGUUGGCUAUUUUAAAGGAGGUUUGAAAUACAAGGCUGGAGGUGUGGCAUCUGGACUAAAUCAUGUUCUCACAAAUGACCUCACAGCUGAGAGGCUCCUCCAUGUCAAGGGUCGGAGAGUGGUCAGGGCCACGGAAGUUCCCUUGACAUGGGACAGUUUCAACAAGGGUGACUGCUUCAUCAUUGAUCUUGGAACUGAAAUUUACCAGUGGUGUGGUUCUUCAUGUAACAAAUACGAACGUGUGAAGGCAAGCCAGGUUGCCAUUGGCAUUCGGGACAAUGAAAGGAAUGGAAGAUCUCAACUUAUUGUUGUAGAAGAAGGAAGUGAACCAUCAGAACUUUUAAAGGUUUUAGGGAAGAAGCCAGAGCUUCGGGAUGGAGAUGAUGACGAGGACACUGUGGCAGAUGUGACUAACAGGAAAAUGGCUAAACUCUAUAUGGUUUCAGAUGCCAGUGGAUGCAUGCAAGUUAGCGUGGUGGCAGAAGAAAACCCCUUCUCCAUUUCCAUGCUGCUUUCUGAGGAGUGCUUUAUUUUGGACCACGGCGCUGCAAAGCAAAUUUUUGUAUGGAAAGGUAAAGAUGCUAAUCCCCAGGAGAGAAAAGCUGCAAUGAAGACAGCUGAAGAGUUUCUAGAGAAAAUGAAUUAUUCCACUAAUACUCAAAUUCAGGUGCUUCCAGAAGGAGGUGAAACACCGAUCUUCAAACAAUUCUUUAAGGACUGGCGAGAGAAAGAUCAGAGUGAUGGCUUUGGAAAAGUAUAUGUCACAGAGAAAGUGGCUCAAGUCAAACAAAUUCCUUUUGAUGCCUCAAAAUUACACAGUUCUCCACAGAUGGCAGCCCAGCACAAUAUGGUGGAUGAUGGUUCUGGCCAAGUGGAGAUUUGGCGUGUAGAAAGUAAUGGUAGGGUCCCAGUUGACCAAAGCUCAUAUGGUGAAUUUUAUGGUGGUGACUGCUACAUUAUACUGUAUUCUUAUCGCAGAGGACAGAUUAUCUACACAUGGCAAGGAGCAAAUGCCACGAGAGACGAGCUGACAACAUCUGCCUUCCUGACUGUCCAAUUGGAUCGGUCCCUUGGAGGACAGGCUGUGCAGAUCCGAGUCUCCCAAGGCAAGGAGCCUUCUCACCUGCUGAGUUUGUUCAAAGAGAAACCACUCAUUAUUUACAAGAAUGGAACAUCAAAGAAAGGAGGUCAGGCACCUGCUCCCCCUAUACGCCUCUUUCAAAUCCGGAGAAACCUGGCGUCUAUCACCAGAAUUGUGGAGGUUGAUGUUGAUGCAAAUUCAUUGAAUUCCAAUGAUGUUUUUGUUCUGAAACUGCAACAAAACAAUGGCUACAUCUGGAUAGGAAGAGGUGCUAGCCAGGAGGAGGAGAAAGGAGCAGAUUAUAUAGCAAGAGUCCUCAAGUGCAAAACCUCAAGAAUUCAGGAAGGAGAGGAACCAGAGGAAUUUUGGAGUUCCCUUGGAGGGAAAAAAGUCUACCAGACCUCACCACUGCUAGAAACCCAGGCUGAAGACCAUCCUCCUCGGCUUUACGGCUGCUCUAACAAAACUGGAAGGUUCAUUAUUGAGGAGGUUCCAGGAGAAUUCACCCAAGAUGAUCUAGCAGAAGAUGAUGUCAUGUUACUGGAUACUUGGGAACAGAUAUUUAUUUGGAUUGGUAAAGAUGCCAAUGAAGUUGAGCGAACAGAAUCUCUGAAGUCUGCCAAAAUGUACCUUGAAACAGACCCUUCUGGAAGAGAUAAGAGAACACCAGUUGUCAUCAUAAAACAGGGCCAUGAGCCAUCCACAUUCACAGGCUGGUUCCUCGGUUGGGACUCUAAAAAGUGGUAAAACUGAUUUUUAUACAAGAAUAUAAAAAUAGAGUAGCUGUUCCAUUACUGUUCUGGGGGGAAAUUUUUUGUUAGUUUGUUUUAGAAAAUUA